UAAAGUGUAAGAAAAGUUAUAUACACCCACACACACGAGAAUCAAGAACCCGCAGGAAUAUAAAGACACAACAUCUGUCUGCUCACCAUCAAACCCUAUUUUCUCCUGAGAGAGCCACAAGAAACUCAUGCAAUAUUCUUCACCCACUAGCUAAACUCACCACCUCCAUUGUUAUUAUUAAUCUCUCUCCAUUCCUCCCUCUCUCUCCAUUAUUCAUCUCUUUUUCGCAAUGAGUACCAAUUCUUCUUACUAUCUCACCUUCAGUGACGCUAAUGACCCUCUUGUUUCACGGAGGCUGUUUCUCCUCAGAAACGUUCAAGUUCUUGAGUUUCUUCUUGCCCUUUUCGCCUUUAUCGCCAUACAUUCCUUGCGUCAGAAGAAACACUACGGUCUUCCCGUAUGGCCCUUUCUAGGGAUGCUUCCUUCUCUAGCUUCCGGCCUCAGAGGAAACAUAUACGAGUGGCUAAGCGAUAUUCUCCGUCGUCAAAACGGCACUUUCCGUUUCAGAGGCCCUUGGUUAAGCAGCCUCAACAGUACCAUUACUUGCGACCCAAGAAACGUUGAGCAUCUCCUCAAGAACCGUUUCUCUGUCUACCCUAAAGGUUCUUACUUCCGAGACAACCUCAGAGACCUUCUAGGAGAGGGUAUAUUCAACGCGGAUGACGAGACUUGGCAGAGGCAGAGGAAGACCGCAAGCAUCGACUUUCAUUCAGCUAAGUUCAGACAACUAACAACUCACUCCUUGUAUGAGCUUGUGCACAAGAGGCUCUUACCAGUUCUCGAAGCUUCGGUUAAAAGCUCUUCUCCUAUUGAUCUACAAGACGUGUUGUUGAGGCUAACGUUUGAUAACGUAUGCAUGAUUGCUUUUGGAGUCGAUCCAGGAUGUCUCGGUCCAGACCAACCCGUGAUACCCUUUGCUAAAGCCUUUGAGGACGCGACCGAAGCUGCAGUUUGUAGAUUCGUCAUGCCUACUUGCGUGUGGAAGCUCAUGAAGUAUCUUGAUUUAGGAACAGAGAAGAUGCUAAAGGAAUCAAUAAAAGGUGUGGAUGAUUUUGCUGAUGAAGUUAUCAGGACGAGGAAGAAAGAACUGUCUCUUGAGGGUGAAUCCACAAAGAGAUCUGAUCUCUUGACGGUGUUUAUGGGUCUGAGAGAUGAGAAGGGAGGUAGCUUUUCAGACAAGUUUCUUCGUGAUAUCUGUGUGAACUUCAUACUUGCUGGGAGAGAUACUUCUUCUGUUGCUCUCAGCUGGUUCUUCUGGUUGCUAGAGAAGAAUCCAGAAGUGGAAGAGAAGAUCAUGGUGGAGAUAUGUAAGAUUUUGAGGCAGAGGGAUGAUAAUGGUAAGGGAGGGAAGAUAGAUUAUGAGCCUGUGUUCGGACCAGAAGAGAUCAAGAAGAUGGAUUAUCUACAAGCUGCUUUGUCUGAAGCUCUUAGGUUAUACCCUUCAGUUCCCGUUGAUCAUAAAGAGGUACAAGAAGAUGAUGUAUUUCCUGAUGGAACAAUACUGAAAAAAGGAGAAAAGGUUAUAUAUGCUAUUUACGCAAUGGGUCGUAUGGAAGCCAUUUGGGGAGAAGACUGUCGCGAGUUUAGGCCAGAGAGGUGGCUAAGAGAUGGACAGUUUAUGAGUGAGUCGGCAUAUAAAUUCACGGCCUUCAAUGGCGGUCCACGCCUUUGUCUAGGCAAAGAUUUUGCCUAUUAUCAGAUGAAAUCUACCGCGGCUGCUAUAGUUUAUCGCUACAAGAUGAAGGUGGUGGAAGGUCAUAAAGUGGAACCGAAGCUAGCUCUUACAAUGUACAUGAAACAUGGCUUGAUGGUCAAUUUGAUCAACAGGAGUUUCUCCGAGAUAGAUCAAUACUAUGCCAAGACUAUUGAAGAUGGUAGUAGUGUUUAAUGUUUAAGAUUUGUUAAUUAGUUAAGAUGGAGAUCGUAAGAAGACUGUUUACUUAUUUUUGGAUCAUUUGAAUUUUAAAAUAAUGCUUAUUUUUUCAAUUGGUCAUACGAUGAUGUGUUUGGUCUAAAAUCCAAAAGGGUUUUUAGUGUUUGUGGAAAUUAGGACGAAGGUUGUUAUGGUUAGUUAUAUGUAGGCCAUUUCAUUGUUCGAAUAUUAGGAAUACUAGUUGGUCAUGG
Messenger RNA from Raphanus sativus (radish), 2124 nucleotides. RefSeq names its product cytochrome P450 86B1-like. The transcript is spliced from 2 exons. The record is from RefSeq and is a predicted model, not a curated record. Bases 230 to 1888 code for a protein of 552 amino acids. Gene Ontology annotation, molecular function: heme binding; oxidoreductase activity, acting on paired donors, with incorporation or reduction of molecular oxygen; iron ion binding. NCBI's taxonomy places the organism in Eukaryota, Viridiplantae, Streptophyta, Magnoliopsida, Brassicales, Brassicaceae.